GCCUUAGUUGUUUUAUUUAUUUACACACACUUUAAUUUAUACACGUAUUUAUAUAGUGCGGAACACUUCAAGACAAAAAUCAGAGUCAAAAUAAGGAAAUAAAAUAAUCAACACGCACAAAACAUGGCGGCCGUAGCUGAGAGUUUCAGUGAGAAGAGAUGGUCUCUCAAGGGCCUCACCGCCCUCGUUACAGGCGGAACGAAAGGCAUCGGAUUUGCCAUAGUAGAGGAGCUAGCUGGACUUGGGGCAACAGUUCACACAUGUUCUCGUACAGAAACAGAGUUGAACGAAAGAGUUGAAGAAUGGAAGAGCAAAGGUUAUGAGGUUACUGGUUCGGUUUGUGACUUAAGUGUUAGAGCCCAAAGGGAGGACCUCAUUAACACUGUCUCAACCAUUUUUUACGGCAAGCUCAACAUACUUGUAAACAAUGCCGCAACGGUAGUGAUAAAUAGUGCUACAAACUAUGGUGUUGAAGAGUACUCAAAUAUGAUGAACACCAAUGUUGAAUCUCCAUAUCAUCUUUCUCAACUUGCUCAUCCUCUUCUCAAGGCUUCAACAAAAGCAAGCAUUGUUUUUAUAUCAUCCAUUGCUGGUGUCAUCGCUCUACCUAAACUCUCUGCCUAUGCCGCUACCAAAGGAGCAAUCAACCAAAUUACUAAGAAUUUUGCUUGUGAAUGGGCUAAGGACGGCAUUCGCACCAACAGUGUGGCACCAUGGGGAGUUAGAACCCGAGUCAUGGAAGUUGAAGGGACACCUAUUGACGAGGACUUCUCAGCAGUGUUUAAGAGAACCCCAAUCCUUCGUCUUGCAGAGCCUAAUGAAAUUUCGUCACUGGUGGCAUUCCUUUGCCUUCCAGCUGCUUCAUACAUCAAUGGACAAGUUAUCAGUGUUGAUGGAGGACUUACCGCCGGAGGUUUUUAAUCAUGGAUAAUAUAUAUAUAUAUGGGUGACUAUUCAAUGGUUACAUUUUUAUUGUAACCAUAUGGUUACAUUUUUCUUUGACCUGUAAUAGCAGGUUACCAAUAGGUAGACUUUCUUUUUUUAGAAUUUAUUAAUUAUAAUUAACUAUUUUCUUAAAAUAAUUAAUUAAAUAGUAGACAUUCCUUUUUUAGAA
This is a messenger RNA of Cannabis sativa, 1114 nucleotides long. Its product is annotated as tropinone reductase homolog At5g06060. Bases 124 to 921 code for a protein of 265 amino acids. The record is from RefSeq and is a predicted model, not a curated record. The transcript has 5 exons. NCBI's taxonomy places the organism in Eukaryota, Viridiplantae, Streptophyta, Magnoliopsida, Rosales, Cannabaceae. Gene Ontology annotation, molecular function: oxidoreductase activity.